AUGGGAAACAACACUUCAGUAUCAGCGAAUACUUCCACGCGGAAGUCUGCUGCCGCCAUUCUCCACCAACAGAAUCUCGAUCUGGAGUCACAAGUGUCGGUAGCCGGUUCACGAAAGUCGUCUUCAGGAAGAAAUGCUACAGCUAAAGGAGACACUUCGCUAGAUGAAGAUUUCAGUGAUUUGAUUCUCCACCAAGUAAAACGCCAGGAUCUGACGAGCUCCACGCCUGCUGUAACGAAUACUAAUGCUAACGCUAACCUUGCUCAUAACACUAAUGCUGAUCCAUAUUAUUCAGCUACGUAUAAUCAAUUUUCAAAUGACCUUAUCGAAGACGAGUUCAAUGAGUUGAAUGAUGGAUUAUUGGAUCAGGAACCAGAAGUCUCUCGUAAUAUCUUGCCCGAUGAUGCUAGUGAAAUCACUACGGAAUCUACAAACAGCGGAGCAAACGACGAAACUCAAGACAAUAUGGAUGUGGAUGAGGACCAUUUCAAAGCUGUAACAGACCAAUCCAAUACUGAUUCUGACUUGGACAUGAAUCAUGCAUCUGGCUUGUCGAAAGUAGACUUCACCAAAGUGACACCAGCCAACCAGCAGCCUCAUGAAGUUUCUGUAAAAGUAGAUAACUCAUAUGUUCACCAGAGUAGAAAACGACACAAUCGUUCGGGGAAUGCUAGUGCCAGCAACGUCACCAGCAACCUCAUUCCAGUGGAAAUUAAAUGGGUGAACUCGUCUCGAGAGGUCAUAAACAAGAUCUCUAUCAUUGGCUCGUUCACCAACUGGAGGGACAGCAUUCCUUUGUCGCUUUCACCUUUUCAUUCGAACGAAUACGUGACCACCUUAAACUUACCUCUUGGUGUCCACAAGUUGUUGUAUAUCAUCAAUAACGAAUACCGAGUCAGUGACCAGUUGCCUACUGCAACAGAUCUGGAGGGAAUUUUCUUCAACUGGUUCGAAGUCAUAGACGAAGCCCAUCUCUUCAAUCAUUCAUUAAAUCAACCAAAUCAUAUCGGUGCUUCUACAGACUACGAUGCCAACAUAAUCUCUCCGCCAUACUACGACUACAAGACAACGUCGUCUUUCUCAGUAAACCACCAGGUACAGCCUCAAACUGCUGGCAAGUUUGAAGUGGACCAAAUCAACAGAAAAUCUAACAGCUUCUUGGCCAAGAUCUCAAAAGAGAACUCGUCCAACUUCGAACAUGUAGAAUACGCGGAAGACAAAAACGACGACAUGAAGGACAUACGGAUGCACGAAGAAGAACAAAAGAGUUCCGAGAACUAUCCAUAUGGAAGUAACAAAGGCUCAGUGCCAGGCUCAACUCAAUAUGUGCCAUAUAGCAUGUCGUCUUCUACAUCUUUGCGAACGCCCACAACUGAGAAUGUACCAAAAUUAGAAUAUUCCAGUGACAUUCCAGAAAUGUUUCAAAACUAUGACUACUUCAAGAAUAAGAGUCCAAACUACGAACUUCCUGAACCACCACAGCUCCCAGCACACUUAAACAACGUGUUAUUAAACAAAAUGUCGCAGACAUCGUCUCAAAGCUCCCAGAGCCACAUUAGCAAUUCACAGACAGCUCACAGCUCUUCUUACGGUUCCACGCAUCAUCAGAGCCUCAAACCUCCCAAUGCUGCAUUUGUUUCAGAAUCUAGCCCAACUAACCAGUCUCAUAACAAAAGACCCACCUUAAGAAGAGCCGACAGCUCAUACUACGCUUCAAACAAAGAAUCCUACCACCAGUCAAUUCCCAACCACGUGAUCUUGAACCAUUUGAUGACGACCUCCAUUAGAAACGACGUCUUAACAGUUGCUUGUAUAACAAGGUACUCCGGUAAGUUCGUUACCCAAAUCAUGCAUUCUCCAGCAGAUAAAUGAGAUGAAUGUUAUGAAUGCAAAUGCUGCGAAUGCUAAGGGAAAGUAGAAUAGUGGAAUUACUGGCUAGUGUUUUUGUAUGUAUGCUUAUUAUUGCUUUAUUUAACUUGUAUUUUUCUCUCGUUCUCGUUGACUAGCUUACGCGGUUAAUUCAUUCAAUUCAUAAAUAAAACAUGAAAUAAAUAACAAUACAAACUAG
Scheffersomyces stipitis CBS 6054 is the source of this 2068-nucleotide messenger RNA. It is a transcript of the gene KIS2, whose product is annotated as Kis2p. NCBI's taxonomy places the organism in Eukaryota, Fungi, Ascomycota, Pichiomycetes, Serinales, Debaryomycetaceae. Bases 1 to 1872 code for a protein of 623 amino acids. Gene Ontology annotation, molecular function: protein kinase binding. The transcript is spliced from 2 exons. The record is from RefSeq and is a predicted model, not a curated record. Gene Ontology annotation, biological process: signal transduction. Gene Ontology annotation, cellular component: cytoplasm; nucleotide-activated protein kinase complex; nucleus.